Exophiala spinifera is the source of this 633-nucleotide messenger RNA. RefSeq lists its product as uncharacterized. Gene Ontology annotation, molecular function: superoxide dismutase activity; metal ion binding. Gene Ontology annotation, biological process: superoxide metabolic process. The transcript has a single exon. The record is from RefSeq and is a predicted model, not a curated record. NCBI's taxonomy places the organism in Eukaryota, Fungi, Ascomycota, Eurotiomycetes, Chaetothyriales, Herpotrichiellaceae. The coding region runs from base 1 to 633 and encodes 210 amino acids.
AUGGCAGACCAUACCCUUUUCUUCUGGGAGUCCCUAACAGACAGUCAAGAUCCGGUAGAGCGACGUCCGGGAGUGCAAACGGCCAAGAACAUAGAAUCGGACUUUGGAUCUCUCGAGAACCUGCGCUCCGAAUUCCUCGAGAUUGCAGACGCCAUGUUCGGCAACGGGUUCGUAUGGCUCAUGAAGCCCGCGUCGUUCGGUGGUAUGACAAUUCUCGCCACAUACAACGCCGGUAGCCCGUGGCCUCAGGCAGCGCCACGAAGAGACACCCAAGACAUGGCCAAUUUCAACGGUCGAGAGGUGGCGGAUCAGCUGAAGAACGCAGCGCGUGUGGUCGAGGGGUCGCGGACGGCCGGCCACAGUGGUCGCUUCAGCAUGUACCAGUCCAACAAGUUUGUCGGUGCUCUCAACGCCACGCCCAUUCUCUGCGUUAAUGUCUGGCAACACCAGUGGAUUCCGGAUUAUGGCAUGCUGGGGAAGCGUGCAUAUUUGACUGCGUGGUGGGACAGCAUUGAUUGGCAAAAGGUCGAAGAACGACUUGUUCAUGCCGAGACUGAAAACUACUAUGGUGGCAGACGCACGAAGAACAUUGCAAGCAUCGAGGCUGUCGGAAGAGGUAUGGGCGAUAUCUAA